UCAAUCGAUGGAGCACAACUAUACGGUGAUCACAACCGGUAGAUGCGUGCCCAUUCAUUUCGACGAUGUGUCUGUCUUCACACUGCAGCAAGCCCUGAAAAACGCCGUUCGACCCACCGUGCCAAAGCUGCAGCUGAGAUGCAGACUCAGACGGGUAUCGGAAUCAGGAGUCCCGCCCCCCAUGAUGUCGUCGCAAAGCCUUGCGGGCGCUGAAGGGGGCGGAGAAGGUGAGACAGCGAUGCACGCGCCUUUCUCUGGCUUAGUGAGUACUGUGUGUUUGCUUCAGAUGCCAUGUCGGGUCCUUCGGUAAGUCGUGAGCGGAGUGAGGCGCUCAGUCAGGAUGUGGCCAUCACCACAACACUCGAUACCAUCAGAAGGCACUUCCAGGACUUCCAAAUAAUCAGGGAGAAGGUGAUCGAGCCGGAGUUUCUCGUUUGUAAGCUGCUUCUCGUCUGUGUUUCGUUCAGCUAUCGCACCAUGUAGAGACGCUCUCUGAGCCAUCUGACCACCUCUCGUCGUCCAUCGAUGGCGCAGCUCUCCACUCCUCUUCGCUUCCUGCAUUGAGGGAGAGCCUCGACCAUUUGCCUGAUGCAUUGGAUAGGCUGCAGGGCAUGCUUGACAUGUGCCAUCAGUCGCUAGGUCCGCAGGCAUGUACUCGCAUAUUUCCCUGCAUUUCUCCACCACACACAUAUGCGCACGUAUGUGUGCAGGUAGUGUGUCUGGUCCAGUGAGGAAGAUGGCCAUGUACCUCAGAGACAUUCGCAAAGCCACAACGGUGAGCAUUCAGCAGACGGCUCUUUCCUGCAACGAUCCUCUCGCAUUCAGGGUAUCGAAGAGGACAUCCCAACACCCACUGCAGAGGAGCCCUCGCCCCUCGCCCUCCCCCCGCCCACAUACUACGACGAAAUCCUCUCUCGCGUCAUGGAAGACUUCACCAUCUCGCCGAGACCAAAAGAAAGAGACUCCACCAAGGCCAAGGGAGCCUCCCCUGCUACUGGUGUGGUCGAUGUUGAGGCUUAUCUGGGCGACUGAGGAGCGAGGGCCUGAUGGGUGAAGAACGACGGGAAGAGGGACACCGGGCGGACGAGGGGUGGUCCCUCCCCGCACCGAGGGAGGUGGGCGAGGCC
Vitrella brassicaformis is the source of this 1127-nucleotide messenger RNA. Lineage: Eukaryota; Vitrellaceae. The record is from the annotation of a GenBank genome assembly.